AUGGGCUUCACUCCAUGGUCCAGCACAUGGCUACGGGUGGUGCUGGUGGUGCUGGCGGUGCUGGUCUGCCUCCAACUCGCUCUGGCGCCGUCGUCCGCCCCGGCAACCUCGCACGAGUCAGCCGAGCUUCUCGCACGUGCCACUGAUGGCACGCACUCAGGCUCGGAUAGUCGAGACAGCAGCUCUGGUGGAGAGAGCAAGUCGAGUGGGCAGAGCAACUGGCGAGACGGAUCUGACGCGGAGCGGAAGAAGCAACUGGCUCGGCAGCAAGAGUGGGCCCGGUGGAGCAAAGCCGGAUCACGCCCGCUGCCCGAAACGCUGAAGAACGGCGCCGAUGCUGCUGUCACGUCGGUCCCGCAGAGCCACAUCGAGUUUGCGGUGGACUUUACGCCGUCUGACUGGUUUGCUUUUGUUCGCAUCCAGAAGACGGCGACCAAGACCUUUACCGCAGUCCUCCGGGCGGCUGUGACGCACGCGUUCGGCCUGCAGCCGAUGCAGUGCAGGCAAUCGUUCUGCGUGACCAAGACCCGCGAUCUUCCGACCAACUGCACCCACUUUCGCAAUUGCGUCGAAGCCAUUGCUCCGCUCACCUCGUACUCACACGUCAUGCGCUGCCGCCUACUUGUCGAGCCGCAUGCAGACUACGCCGACCUCCUCCGCCCGUUUGUAGCCCAUCGUCGCGGCGUACCCUACCGCCGCCCGGCAUGCAUCCUCCCGGAGGUUUACCCCAUGCCCGACUCGGAAGUUGUUGGCUACAGCGUGAUGCUCAACGCGUCGAUGGCGCUCUCGCCCAUUGUUCCGCCACCACCGCUCCGUCCCAAAGGUCAGGGAAAGCGGGCGCUGCUGUCGAUGGCACGGCCGGCCAACAGCGCGUGGGGCGAAAGUCUCGACAAGUUUGCCGUGAAAGCGCAGAUGGAUCAGGCCGACGCCAUGAACCGCGUCCUCGCCGGUCCGCCGCUCCACACCAACCUCCGCGAAGCCUACCUGCGCGCAGCGCAGGAGAAGGUGGAGGAAGGCACGGAACCCGGCGCACCGCGCAACAUCACCCGCGCCCGCGAGCUCGCUGAAGAACGCGCGUGGCGCGUCUGGACCAUCCGCCAGUGCCGCUCGCUCCUUCUUGCUACCAUGCUGCGGCACCCACUUGACCGCGUCAUUUCCGAGUACAAGUUUAACGCCGGCCAGGACUGCAUCUGGGAUUCGGGCCUGAUCGCACCGGGUGCGCCCACCCGUGACGGCUGCGCGGCAUACGUCACCGAGCCAGCCAACGCUGUCGGAGCCUCGAACCGCAUGACUUCCAUGCUCGCUGGCCACUCGGACGCCCAUCCCCAUGAAGUCUACCCCUCGCCAGACGCCAUGCUCGAGAUGGCGUGGAAGCAUGUGGCGUCCAUGGCUUUCGUAGGCAUUGCCGAGCGGUUCAACGACUCGCUCGUCCUCCUCUCCUGUCGUGUCGGCAUCGACGCCCACAAUCUCGGCGUCGCCUUUGCCUCGCACUCGCUUGUUGCCAACAAGACCGAUGGCAUGCGCCUCUUUGACGUUGACGACGAGCUUGCCGCCCUUGUCCUUGCCCACAACGCCCUCGAUCUGCAGCUCUACACACGUGCGCUUGCGCUGUUUGAGCGCCAGCUCGCCCACUGCCUCGCCACCCGGCCCGACGUCGUCGCCGACUUUCGCGCAGGCAUGGCUGCACCUUCCAUGCGCCAUGUCGAACUCCCGGACGAUGGCUGGGAUGCAGGCUUGGCAAGCGAAUAUGGCGCAGCGCCAACUCCACACCCCGGCGACAACUUGGAGCCGGGCGAGGUGUAGCCGGCCGCCCGCCGCCGCGCGCGGCCGCUCUCGCUCAGUGCCCGUUGAGUGACCAGUCGUACGCUGCGUAGCUGAGCGAGACCUGCUCGCCACGCUGUGCGGCUGCAAGUACCGCAAGCACAUCGGCCUCGGGAGACUCAGAGCUGCGAAAGAGCUGGUCUGAGCGCUCGGCGAGCCAGCUCACCACCGACGGUGCAAAGUCGCACGCAUACCACUUGAAGAUCGACGAGAGCUCAAGCGCUCUUUCGCCGACCGCGCGCACGCUCUGGCUGCAAAAGUUGGCCGCCGCUGCGUCGAGGCCAAACUCGAGAUUCCGCGAGGUGAAUACCCGGAUCGGCGGGCACGAGACUGCGCCGCAGACCAGGGCAAAGUGGAUACGGGGGUCGACCGGCCGCAUCCGCGCCGCCAGCGCCGCGAGCUGCGGCCUGCGAGCCACGUCGAGUUGCGAGCCGCGGAACCACGGCGCAGGGUGGACCGCGUUGCCGCGCAGCACGCCAUGCUCGAUGUCGUCAAGCGAGAGGAGCUCCCCCCCAAUGCGGUACGCCGACUGGGCAAAGAACGAAGUGCGCUGAGCCAUGUCGCCCGGCGCUCCGCGCACAACUGUCGCAUGAAUGACGAUCGCGUUGUAUAAAUUGAUAAACGUGGCCUUGACCUG
Molecule: messenger RNA, 2458 nt
Organism: Thecamonas trahens ATCC 50062
Lineage: Eukaryota; Apusomonadida; Apusomonadidae
Exons: 1
Coding region: 1-1803 (600 amino acids)
Cellular component (GO): membrane
Molecular function (GO): heparan sulfate 6-sulfotransferase activity
Source: RefSeq, a predicted model, not a curated record